CAGGGCAGGAAUACCGCCAGAGCGAAAGAGAGAGAAUCCCGCGGCGGCGGCUGGCUGUUUCGGAGAGGGAAAGGAGAGAGAGAGAGAGAGAAAGAAGGCGAGCGAAAGAGGGAACCGCGGCGGCGGAAUCGCUUGCUCGCCGGAGAAAGCGGCGGCGCGCCUGGGAGAGAACCAAUCUUCGGCCACUUUGGGGUUAGAUGUUUCCGUCUAAAGUUUAAGUUUUUGUGCUCGGAACUCUCGAUUUCCUCGGACCUUUCCGCGGUUUCUCGUCGCCGGCGACGCCCCUGGUCACGCCCUCCAGACUGACCCACAUCCAUAUCCAGGUUACCCACUUACCCACGAGUCCGCAGCGUUCGAACGGGACUCGAUUCCCGAGUUCCCGUCCGAGAAAGCUGCGAUUUUGAGUUUAGAUGGAGGAGUCCGAGAAGAGGAGGGAAAGGUUGAGGGCGAUGCGCGCGGAAGCCGCUCGAGCUGGUCUCUCGGACAGCCCUGAGGCUUCUGCCGAGGCUAGCUGCCUGGCGAACCCAUUGAUCGAAACGCGUACACCUGAAUCGCUGCACGAGAUGCCGCGCGCCUCGCCCAGGUUCGACUACUAUACGGAUCCCAUGGCGGCUUUUUCCGGUAAUAGGGCGAGGGGCAAUGCCGGGUUCCAACCUCCACAAGCGAAUUUCACCCCUCCUCCGCCUCAUUUUCCAGGACCCAGGAACCUCGUAACAAGUCCCUCUCCUGCGUAUCAGUGGCGUCCCCGUAAUCCACCCAACAGUGGAAUCUACCAAGCAGAAGGUCCCCGCCCAAGAUUCCCUCCCCACCACAGUCCAAGGGGAAAUGUCCACCAUUUUCCAAUGCAAGAUGGGGCUUCUCCUCAAGCUUGGAAUAGAUCCAGCAGCACGACAAGUUACUUUAGCCCAUCCAGUACUCCAGGAAGUGGUACCCAUAAUUUCAAUCAGAUGCAAGAUCGCUCUCACUGUCGUGGCAACAGUCCAGGGCCAAAUUUAGGACAGGGAGGUAAUUAUGCUACAAGUCCAGGCAGAGGCAGAGGCAGAGGCCAAUGGUUUGGUGGCAGCCCCAGGUCAGGGAGGAGUGGUGGAGGAGGUCCGGGACAUCGUGGUCAUGGUUCUACACCGGCUAGGCCACUAGGGCCAGAGCGUUUCUUUCAUGAGUCCAUGUUAGAAGACCCAUGGAAGGAUUUAAAACCUGUUUUAUGGAGAGGUGUUGAUUCUCCGUUCGUUGGUUCCAGUUCACGUGGAUCUUCGAGUCCCUGGAUGCCCGAGUCCAUCAGGCCAAAGAAGCCGAGGGUUGCAGAAUCUCCCAACAAGUUUGGUUCUGGACUAAACCUUGCUGAAUUUCUUGCUGCCUCAUUUAAUGAAACGGUUAAGGAGACGUCAAGCCCAUGAUGUUGCUAUUGUAAGUUUUAGAGUUUUACCCGCUUAUGCUUCAGCCAGAGUGGGGCCACUGAGGGCAUUUAUGCUUGUGGCUGGACGGUUAAAAGGAGAUGCAUAAAUCCUUAAUAUUUACGUCUGGCGUUUUUCUUUCGGACGAUUGUAUUAUUCAUCAGUGAGUAGUUUACUGAGUUAUCGGUUGACAGAAAUUUGUCUAGUUUUUGAAGAGUUUUGUAGUAUUUGAGAAUAUCUUACAAUGUAAAAGUCACCAUCUGCAUUCUCUAGAUGCUAAUGUCAAUAUGUUCAGUAUAUCAUUGC
Messenger RNA from Eucalyptus grandis, 1697 nucleotides. Its product is annotated as protein SICKLE. The coding region runs from base 411 to 1394 and encodes 327 amino acids. Lineage: Eukaryota; Viridiplantae; Streptophyta; Magnoliopsida; Myrtales; Myrtaceae. Gene Ontology annotation, biological process: miRNA processing; mRNA splicing, via spliceosome. The record is from RefSeq and is a predicted model, not a curated record. The transcript is spliced from 3 exons.